Messenger RNA from Clonostachys rhizophaga, 684 nucleotides. NCBI's taxonomy places the organism in Eukaryota, Fungi, Ascomycota, Sordariomycetes, Hypocreales, Bionectriaceae. The record is from the annotation of a GenBank genome assembly.
AUGAUCGCUGCCCAAGAGGCUUGUAUUCUCUCCAAGCCCAGGCUGCGACGAGGCGCCAGGCAACAGCUCCAGCUCAUCACAUUGGGACCAGAUUUCCUCUGUCAGCUUCAUCAUCAUAUCCCUCGCCCUGUCCCGGUACAUUUCCGUCAUCUCAGCGUGCUUGCGCCGCACCCAGUCCCUGUCCUCUGGCGUCAAGGCCUCGCGGGCGGCCAUGUAGAAGGGGAAAGGCAGCGAGGAGUCGGGACCGCAGCCUGCUGGGAGGCGGUCAAUGGCGGCAAACAGCUUGCGCCUCAAAUACUGAACACGGUGCGAGGCCGUCGCGUCCCGGAAGACUCUCCGCGCAAGCAGCAGGCAAGAGGUCCAGUACCAGCACUGGCUCAGCGUAUCAAGGUUGUGGUGAUUUGCCUCCAUUUCGGAGGCCUCGUCGAGGAUUUGCGAAGUCUCCCGGGCGCCGGUGGCCAGAUCAUCAGCCAAGUAAGAAGUUUGGGCCAGGAAUGUGAGAACGCGCUGAGGGCAGCCUGUCAACUCCCGAAACGAGGGCUCGGAGCUGUCGAUGCCAUCACACGGCUGAUACAGGGCGAACUCGGGAGGGGCAAUAGGCUUUCGGCGGCGAAGAAAGGAGAGGAGGACAUCGAUUAUGGCGAAUCUCUGGACCAGAAACCGGGCGUAGUAGCUUUCCGGUAG